CGACGAUACAACUAACCUUGCUCUUCCCAACAACAAAAAACUUUACAUAACGGGAACAAAUAAAAGAAUAGAAUCCAACCUGAUCAGCAUCACAAAAACUUAUUCUUCGUCCAUUCACAAACUCUGAGCUUCACAAUUCAUUCAUAACACAGGGCACCAUCUUGAUGAACCCGCGCUGAGCUCCCGCUACCCAAGCAGCUUCAAAGGCAGCUUCCAAGGCAACUUCCAAGGCAGCUUAAACCCGUGCUGAGCUCGCUCAGCGUUCGUCAGUAGCUAGAGUAAUCUCUCAGGGAAAACAUGGUACUUGGACUUUUCCUGCUCGUGGUCAUCUUUUUGGCCACUAUCUGCUUCCUCCUCCAGCAGCACUAUGCCUACUGGCGACGUCGAGGAGUACGAGAACUGCGACCCCACUGGAUAUUGGGCAACCUGGCGGGACUGCUGAGCAUGAGGGACAGUCCGGCGGAUUUUAUGGGACAGUUGUACAAUCAUCCGGAUGCACUAAAUCAGCCCUUUGUGGGCAUACACGUAUUCCACCGCCCGGCUCUGCUGCUGCGCGAUCCCGAUCUGAUCAAGCGGAUCCUGAUCAAGGACUUUGGCAAGUUUUCCAACAGAUACUCGAACUCCGACUACAAGGGAGAUCCGUUGGGAUCGCAAAACAUAUUCUUCCUGAAAAAUCCUGCCUGGAAGGAGGUGCGCUUCAAGCUGUCGCCCUUCUUUACCAGUAACAAGCUGAAGAGCAUGUUUCCCCUCAUCGUGGAGGUUGGCUCUAAUCUGGACGCCUAUCUGCGCGAGCAGCCGCUACACAACGAACGGACCCGCUGCUUCGACCUGGAAGCCAAGGAGCUGUGCGCCCUAUUUACCACGGACGUGAUUGCCUCGGUGGCCUACGGGGUCCAGGCCAAUAGCUUCACCCAGCCCAAUGGCGAGUUCCGCAGGCACGGCCGAGCCGUCUUCGAGUUUAGCCUGAAGCGGGCGGCGGAGUUUACGCUGGUCUUCUUCCUGCCGCAUCUGGUCCCGCUCUUUGGCUUCAAGGUGGUGCCUUCCGAGGCUACCCGGUUCCUGCGCAACACCAUCAACUAUGUAAUGGCUGAGCGCGAACGGUCCCAGCAGACGCGAAACGAUCUUAUCGACAUCCUCAUCGAGUUCCGACGCUCCACUCAACAGGCCAGGGCUGCCGGGGAUCACGGCCAGUUUGUGUUCGAGGGCGACAUCCUAGUGGCACAGGCGGUGCUCUUCUUUACCGCCGGCUUCGAGUCCUCCUCUUCCACGAUGGCCUUUGCCAUGUACGAGCUGGCCAAGGAUGCCGAUAUCCAACUGCGUGUGAGGCAUGAAAUCAAGGAGGCUUUGAUAGCCAGCGGUGGACAGGUGACCCUUCAGCUGAUAGAUUCCCUUGAGUACAUGCAAAUGGUCUUGCUAGAGGUUCUGCGCAUGUAUCCCCCGCUGCCGUUCCUCGACCGAGAGUGCACUGCCGAGGACGAGGAUUACUCCCUGACGCCGUAUCACGGGUUCCGAGUGCCAAAGGGAAUGCCCAUCUACAUACCCUGUUAUGCAUUGCACAUGGAUCCCCAGUACUUUCCACAGCCCCGGAAAUUCCAGCCGGAGCGCUUCUCCCCCACCAACCGAAAACUUCAGACUCCCUACACCUACAUGCCCUUUGGCCUGGGUCCGCAUGGCUGCAUCGGAGAGCGCUUUGGACUGCUACAGGCAAAGGUGGGGCUGGUAAAUCUCAUGCGCAACCACCAGGUAACCACAUCGGAGCGCACUCCGCGGCGCAUGAAACUUGAUCCUAAAGCUAUAAUACUGCAGGCCCAGGGCGGGAUACACUUGAGGCUCGUGCGCGAUCCUUUGGGUAUCUGAUAUAUAUAAAUAGUAUGUAUGACUCACCUAGUUUUUUUGGCUCCGGAGCAAUGCAGCCAACAGCACCUGAAUGAGAACUAAGUCCGAGAUUCGCGUGUUCUGCCAUUUAAAAUUGAACUGGGAAGCCGAGACUGUCACAUCUUGGAGUGCAUUUUGAUUGGGAAAUUGCGUGUCUAUCAGUGCAAUAAGAAACGCAUGCGGCUUGCCGGUUAAAUCGGAUGAGACUACACACAUACGAGUAUGUACACUCUCUCCACGCUAUAGAGAUAUCAAUUCAAUCUAUCCUCCCUCUCUAUAGGCUUUUUCAUUCACUUAUUCCCUUCUCUCAGCCUCAGCCGCCUCUAUUUUCGUACUACCUAAUACUCGCCUAAUCCCAUUAACAAUAUAGCGUUUCGAAAACGUUUAAAAGUGCAUUCAACUAAAUUUAGAUUAUAUUUAUUUAUUGGUGGCGCAGUUUUCCAUGUUUUCAAGUUCAACGCACAACCACACAAAGUGAGAGAUUAAAUGCAAUUUGAUAACUAUAUUAUAAUAAUUUUGUUUUUCUACUAAAGGCAACUAUUGGUCGCUUGUAUCCCACGUGCGCCAAUCAAUAGCACAACAUAACCAUCUAACAGUUGAUAUGAUUAUAUGAAUUAU
Messenger RNA from Drosophila pseudoobscura, 2493 nucleotides. RefSeq names its product Cytochrome P450 6g2 (gene Cyp6g2). Gene Ontology annotation, molecular function: oxidoreductase activity, acting on paired donors, with incorporation or reduction of molecular oxygen; iron ion binding; monooxygenase activity. Bases 298 to 1857 code for a protein of 519 amino acids. The record is from RefSeq and is a predicted model, not a curated record. NCBI's taxonomy places the organism in Eukaryota, Metazoa, Arthropoda, Insecta, Diptera, Drosophilidae. The transcript is spliced from 2 exons. Gene Ontology annotation, biological process: response to DDT; insecticide catabolic process.